UGUUCCGUGUGUGUUUGUGAUUUUGAAAAAAAUGAAAGGUCCUAUUGUUGUUCCUCAGACAUUUCAAAGACUUGUCCAAAACUACAUCGGUACAAUGAUGUACCUGUGAAGCUCUGUAUUCCAGCAGUAUUUUUCCUUGUACAUUGUAGCUCAAUUCUCAUACCUGCACUUUGCUACUAGUACUGUACAAAAAUACCGUUUUUGAAGACAACCUCAUCUCUUGAUUCUUGAAUUGGAGACAAGGGGCAAUGACGACGGUCUUCGUAACUGUUGGAACGACCAGUUUCAAUGAACUGGUUGAAGCUGCAUCUUCCAAGUCAUUUCGUGGGCUCCUGUAUGCGAAAGGAUAUAGGAAAUUAAUCCUUCAAAUUGGUCGUGGUGAACUCACACCCCAGGAGGAUGCCAGCUCCGGAGAAGUUGCCUUAUCAUACUAUCGCUAUAAAGACACUCUGGCAGAUGACAUACGUCAAGCAGACCUGGUUAUCAGCCAUGCAGGGGCAGGUUGUAUCCUAGAAACACUCGAUGCCGAGAAGCCACUCGUGGUGGUUGUCAACGAGACUCUAAUGGGGAACCAUCAGCUGGAGCUGGCUCGUCAGCUGCACCGCGAUGGCCACAUCCAGUACUGCGUACCCAGGGAUCUCUCCGCGGUUGUGGACGCGCUCGACCCUGCUUCGCUGCGCCUGCUCCCGCACGGCCAGCCACGUCUGUUCGGCGAGUGGCUGACCAAGACGGCCAAUGAGCCUAGCGAUUACCAAAGCGGUGUUGUCAAAGUGCGGCGAGUCCUCUUCGCAGUUAUCGUAGCGAUAGUAGCAUUGCUAUUGUAUGCAUUUAGAUAAGGCUAGUAAUAUCAGUAUAGUAACUUCUAUUCUCAAUGUGUGUGUUUAUUAUUGCACUGCAAUGGUGUACUUUGGUGCUGGGCACUACUUAGUAGAGUGGCCAGGAUGCAUUGCAUUCACGAACCACACCUUGAUCCUCUCCCGGUCAGCGGCUGGUACCGCUCUCCUCCAAUUUCUCAGUGAAAGAAACGAAAAUUCUCUUGA
Sycon ciliatum is the source of this 1040-nucleotide messenger RNA. RefSeq names its product UDP-N-acetylglucosamine transferase subunit ALG13 homolog. Gene Ontology annotation, molecular function: hexosyltransferase activity. The transcript is spliced from 4 exons. NCBI's taxonomy places the organism in Eukaryota, Metazoa, Porifera, Calcarea, Leucosolenida, Sycettidae. Gene Ontology annotation, biological process: dolichol-linked oligosaccharide biosynthetic process. The record is from RefSeq and is a predicted model, not a curated record. The coding region runs from base 249 to 836 and encodes 195 amino acids.